AUGUCUACAAAACUAUUCAUAUUAUGUGGUCUUGUACUUACUACUAUUAUCACCGUUAAGGGAGCACCUUCGUCGAAUUUACGUGUGUAACUUUAUAAUAAAAAAUAAUAUUAUUGUCUACAAACACUAAUAGGGGUGUAUCUUGACAAGAAAACUUAUAACUCAAAAAAAGAUAACGUUAAGUUUAUCAAAUAGUAGAAUAUACUUAAAAACAAAAAUAAGUAGUUAGUAACAAGUCUGUCGGCUUUUCAACCUAAUUACAUUUGAUAGUAUUUAUAAUUUGAAAUACUGUGUUUUAGUAAUUACUAAUUGAUAUAAUAAUUGUUGGCUUAGCCAAAGGUUUUAUACAAUGCAAGAAAAGUGAUCCAAAAUUUAACGAAUGUCUAAAGGACGGUUUUCAAAGUGCUAUUCCUCGUUUAACAAACGGUAAAAAAAUCAGACAUUAAUUAAUCUAAACAAAAAUCUAUAUUUUUAAAAACUUACUGACAUUGAUAUAAUUAUGUUAUACUAAUAUCUAAAUAAAUAUAACAUUUCAUAGGUGUUUUGAGUUAGGGACUAAUCAAAAUAGACCCAUUGCGAAUUUUGGAAAUGAAAAUCGGUCAAAAAAGUGGUCAUCCGGUUAGUUUGGACUUAAAAUUCAAUGAUUUAGAUUUGAUUAACAUGAAACAUGGCCAGAUAAAAUCAUUUCAGUAAAUAUAGUACCUAUAAAAAUGUGAUCAUACUUAAUUAUUAUUAAUGUUAAUCUCCUACAGGUAUGAUCCUGAAAACUAUAAUGCUAAAAUCGAUGUAUUAUUUCCGGAAACUUUAUUAUUGGAGAUAACUAUGAAGUAAAUGGUAAUGUGCUUGUUGGUCCAGUCAAAGGAAAGGGUAAAUGUAAACUUGCUAUUGGUAAUUUAAAUAUUCAGUCUAUUAAAAUGGAUAAAUUGAACUAAAAAUAAAUGAACUGCUAUAUAAUACCUAUAUUUUUACGUUGUUUUAGAUAUUUCAAAUGCUGUCUUUAAUGUUCAAUUCAAACCAGUGGUAAAAAAUGGAAACACAUUCUUGGAUACCAAAAAUUUAACAUUAAAAUUUGUUGCUACAAAUUUGCAUAUGCAAUUUGAUAGACUAUUUAACGGAGAUAAAGCUUUAGGUUAGUUAUUAUAAGAUAUAUAAAUACCAGAUAAGAGUAAAUACAAUUAUAGUUGUUAAAUUAAUUUCCAACAAGUAGUUAUUUUCUGGCGAAAAUAAUUUAAUUUAAUUUUUAAUCUAGAAAUGAUUUAUCAAUUUAAUAUUUGACUGUUAAAAAUAUUAUCUCAUUGUUUUAAUUACAGGUGACAAUAUGAACGUUUUCCUAAACGAAAAUUGGCGUGAUAUCUUGAAUGAAUUACAGCCUGCAAUCGAAGAGGUUUUGGGCAUGGUCUUCAAGGAUAUAAGUCAACAAUUCGUUAAAAGAAUUCCAGAAAAUGAAAAAUUUUUACCAUAA
Cinara cedri is the source of this 1462-nucleotide messenger RNA. NCBI's taxonomy places the organism in Eukaryota, Metazoa, Arthropoda, Insecta, Hemiptera, Aphididae. The record is from the annotation of a GenBank genome assembly.